UGACUAAAUAUAUUGUUUGUAAUAAUCGCAACAUAAUUUUAGAAAAAAAAUACCAACAACGAUUUAAAGACAUUUUGUUCAUUGUAUCUAACAAUCGGCUUAGUUAUGGCAGAUUCAUAUUCAUAUGUAAAGGGUGGAAAAUUGAAACUGAAAGGCAGCAAACACAAGAAACAUAAGAAAAGCAGCAAAAGAAAGCAUGAAGAUGAUGAGGGAAAAGCUGGAGCUAGCAGUAUUGACAGAACAGAUGUGGAUCUACAUGGUGGCUGGUGGACGGUCUCCAAGUUUGGUCAGGUGACUGGAAAUGUGUGUAUUGAGCUGGCAGACAGACGCUACAUGUUUGCCAAGGACAAUGGACGUUUUGUGCUCGGUCCCCAGAGAGAAGCUGGCCCAGAACCAGAGGAGAUCCUGACAGCGGUGAAGAUUGACGAAACCAAAGUGGCGUUCAAGUCCGGUUAUGACCAGUACAUAAGCGUUGACUCUGGCAACACAGUUGUUGGGCGAUCCGUGGCCAUCGGGACCAAGGAGCAGUGGGAACCUGUUUUCCAGGAAGGUGAGAUGGCACUCAAUGGCUGUAAUGGGUGUUUCCUCUCUGCAGAUGAAGAUGAUGACAUUGUGUGCAUCAAUAAAACUGUGGGCGACAGGGAAAAGAUACAUAUCCGAUGUAACCUGUCCCUAGAGGUGGAUCCAAAGGCAGCUAUCCCAGUAGAGGAAAGGGGGUCUUUGAAGGAAGCAGAAAUCAACUAUGUGAAGAAGUUUCAGAGUUUCCAGGACCGUCACCUGAAGAUAUCCAGCGAGGACCGGACACAACUGAAAAAGGCACGUGUGGAGGGAACACUGCAUGAGACAUUGUUAGACAGGCGUUCUAAAAUGAAAGCUGACAGGUACUGUAAAUAGUAUUGAAUAAUUCCAAGAUGUCAAAACUGUGGUACUACACUUCAUGUCUUGCCUUUGCAACCAGACAGCACGUAUUUCACAGACCGCCGGUAGAAUUAAAGAAUGCUGUUUGAGCGACCCUUGUGGGGAGAGAUUCCUGUGAACAUGUUGAUCACAUGUGAUAUAUAAUUUGACAGAAGCUGACAUAAUUCUUAGGUUCUAUAUCGUGGAAUUAUUGACUAUCAGGUUGAUUGAAAUUGUAUCGAUAAUUCGAUUUUUUAACACAUAAAAGAAAUUAUGAAUGAAUUUCUACUCUAUCCGCUAAUGUUCCGUAUUGCUUUUCUACCGUGAAUAUAACAGCCAAAUUGCACUGUUAUAAGGUCAAUACAUAGAAAAGCCACAUAACAUUCUGAUAAGGUCAGUGAUUAUAACAGCCAAAUUGCACUCUUAUAAGGUCUCUGAAUAGAACAGCCACAUAACAUUUUUAUAAGGUCAGUGAAUAGAACAGCCACAUGCCAUUCUCAUAAGGUCAGUGAAUAGAACAGACACAUUGCAACCUCAUAAGGUCAGUGCAUAGAACAGCCGCAUAACACUCUCAUAAGGUCAGUGAAUAGAACGGCCACAUAACAUUCUCAUAAGGUCAGUGAAUAGAACAACCACAUGACAUUCUUAUAAGGUCUUUGAAAUGUGCUUUUUAUGUUUGAUUUUCGUUUUGUAUAUGUAUCUGUGGAUAAGGACAAACAAACAUGUCUUGACAAAAUGGAACAGUUUCCAAUGCAUACUCCUGAUUCAUGUAUGUCCAGUUUUGUAUUUACUGACUCUACUUAAAAGAAAAUAUCUUUGUUUAAAAUUGAUAGAUGUGUGUGUUUAUUAACAACUGUAUUGACAGAGUAUUUAUACAGAAAAUAACAUGAACAUAAUGUUUUCAAAGCGGUAUUUUUUUAUCUUCAGCAUCUCCGUCACCGACUGUGAAAAUAAGAUAUUUUAUGUAUAAAUACCAUAAACUUUAAUGUCAUACAUCAUUGGCAUUGUCUUUCCUGUCUUCGCUGUACAUUAAAAGUGUGUCAUUUAUGUUAUAUAGUUAGCAAAAAUUGUCUGCUUAGAGAAUUAUCCACGUUUUGAAGAUAAAUUGAGCACUGAACAUUCACAGUCACUUGAGUUUAGAUAAAGUCAUGUGGGUUUUAACAAUGCUUUAUGUGUUUGUCCGAGCUUGUCCGGUCUUCAACUCCAUAAUUAAUCAUUCUAUCUAUUUUACAAUAACUAACCACAAAUGUUUACUAUGAAUGUAGGGCUUGUUGCGUGUAACAACUGUAUGAACAUUAAUACUGCUGGUCUAUUCACACUGGAUUUUUUUUAGAUACAAUUUGGGGCUGACAUUUAGGUCACGUAUCCAAUCUUAAAAGGUAUUCAAUUUUCCAAAACGACUUGCUAUAAGCCGCAAUUGCAAGGUGUAUUUUAAUCCAAAAUAUCUGCUUAUCUUCAUAUUGAGUUCUUUGAGUUGAUAAUUUUAUUGAAAGUGACCAAAAAUUGCUUUUACUCUGUACGAUUUCAAACACAACCAUAAACAUAAACAUGACGUAAUAUCGGUCACUUGAACGGUCAAUGCAAACAUUUUGGGGGUUUAACCGGUUCAAAGGUAAAGUCUUUCCAAAUAUGAGCAAGCGUGUUUAUUACUCUGAAUAUUAGGUUUGAUGGUUAACAUGAAACUGUUUUGUUAAGUGCCAUGAUGUAAAUAAUCAUUUUAUUGCUAGCACAUUUUCGCACUGAUUUAGUGUAUGACAACCUUUACAAUCACAAACAAUUUAGUAUGGAUGAAGCAUAUCUUUGGCGAACUGUGUACCUUUCACGCAAUACAAGUUACACUUAACAUGCUUUGUUAAACCAUUUAAAUCUCUUCAAUGACAUGAUGCUUUUUAGCUCACCUGUCUAGAAGUGACAUGGUGAGCUUAUGUGACCGUGUGAUGUCCGGCGUCCGUAUGUGUGUGCGUGUGUCCGUCAAAAAUUUGUUUGUGUAGACAGUAGAGGUCACAGUUUUCAUCCAAUCUUUAUGAAAUUUGGUCAGAAUGUUUAUCUUGAUUAAAUCUGGGUUGGGAUUGUAUUUGGGUCAUCUGGGGUCAAAAACUAGGUCACAUAAUAGGUCAAAUAAUAGAAAAACCUUGUGUAGACAAUAGAGGUCGCAGUUUUCAUCCAAUCUUUAUGGAAUUUGGUCAGAAUGUUUAUCUUAAUGAAAUCUGGGUUGGGAAUGUAUUUGGGUCAUCUGGGGUCAAAAACUAGGUCACUAGGUCAAAAACUAGGUCAAAUAAUAGAAAAACCUUGUGUAGACAGUAGAGGUCACAGUUUUCAUCAAAUCUUUAUGAAAUUUGGUCAGAAUGUUUAUCUUGAUGAAAUCUGGAUUGGGAUUGAAUUUGGGUCAUCUGGGGUCAAAAACUAGGUCACUAGGUCAAAAAUUAGGUCAAAUAGUAGACAAACCUUGUGUAGACAGUAGAGGUCACAGUUUUCAUCCAAUCCUUAUGAAAUUUGGUCAGAAUGUUUAUUCUGAUAAAAUCUGGGUUGGGAUUGUAUUUGGGUCAUCUGGGGUCAAAAACUAGGUCACUAGGUCAAACACUAGGUCAAAUAAUAGAAAAACCUUGUGUAGACAAUAGAGGUCGCAGUUUUCAUCCAAUCUUUAUGAAAUUUGGUCAGAAUGUUUAUCUUGAUGAAAUCUGGGUUGGGAUUGUAUUUGGGUCAUCUGAGGUCAAAAACUAGGUCACUUGGUCAAAUAAUAGAAAAACCGUCAACAAUUUGUUUGUGUAUACAGUAAAGGUCACAGUUUUCAUCCAAUCUUUAUGAAAUUUGGUCAGAAUGUUCAUCUUAAUGAAAUCUGGGUUGGGAUUGUAUAUAUUUUGGUCAUCUGGGGUCAAAAACUAGGUCACUGGGUCAAAAACUAGGUCACUAGGUCAAAUAAUAGAAAAAUCUUGUAUAGACAAUGGAGGUCACAUUUUUCAUCCAAUCUUUUUGAAAUUUGGUCAGAAUGUUUAUCUUGAUGAAAUCUGGGUUGGGAUUGUAUUUGGGUCACCUGGGGUCAAAAACUAGGUCACUAGGUCAAAUAAUAGAAAAAUCUUGUGUAGACAAUAGAGGUCACAGUUUUCAUCCAAUCUUUAUAAAAUUUUAUCAGAAUGUUUAUCUUGAUGAAAUCUGGGUUGGGAUUGUAUUUGGGUCACCUGGGGUCAGAAACAAGGUCACUAGGUCACAUAAUAGAAAAACCUUGUGUAGACAAUAGAGGUCACAGUUUUCAUCUAAUCUUUAUGAAAUUUUGUCAGAAUGUUUAUCUUGAUGAAAUCUGGAUUGGGAUUGUAUUUGGUUAGUCAGGUGAGCGAUUCAGGGCCAUCAUGGCCCUCUUGUUUUAUUUUGUCUGUCAUUUCUAACGGAAUGUUAUUUAGAUGAAAAUUUCAAGGCUGUUUAACAGGCACUUUAUUGUACUAGUAUUACCCUUUAUUGCUGUAAAGACAUUAUAACAUGAAAGACCUGUUGGUAAGAGGAUAGAAGAAUUAUAAAAAACAUUCCAUAUGAAAGAGAUGUUUAAUGACGUGGACAGAGGAAACAGGACAGCAGUUGACACAUUUUAUUUCAGCAGUUAUUUCUUGUUUGUCUUUUUCCAAUAACAAAUUAACAUCAAAAAUGAAAACAUAUUCAAAUUCCAAUAGUUACACACGUUGUAAUAAUUGUUCUAUAACUGGAAAAAAUAUGAUAUUGUGGUGAGAACUCACUUUGCUGGAAAGGUAACCAAAUCAAAACAAUAUCUCAUAUGCAAUAUUACAUAUAUGCAAUUUUACCUACUUAGCAUUAAAGUAACAUUACUAUUCAAAAUCAACGAAAAUUUCGUACAAGUGUUCGUAAAAUAAAUUUAACCAAUUAAAAAUCAGUGUUCCUUAUGGCAAUUGCCGAAAUUUCAACGUCAGAUGUUGUCUGGUAAAAUAGAUGUUUGUAGAUACAAAAUGCUCGUUUUUAACCAGGUUUUCCGAAGGAAAAAACUGGUUAUUAGAUUGGCGAAUGCGGGCGGGCUGGCUGGCGGGCGGGCGGAACAAGCUUGUCCGGGCCAUAACUUUGUCGUUCAUUGUGAGAUUUUAAAAUCAUUUGGCACAUUUGUUCACCAUCAUGGGACGGUGUGUCGCACGAAAGAAUCACGUCAAUAUCUCUAAUGUCAAGGUCGCCACGACUAAAAAUAGAUUUUUUAAAAAACAAACUUACAAAGGGGGUUAAUUUUGUUUGUACAUUUCAAAAGUUCAGUUUGAGUUGUCUCCCUUUAUCAGAUUUUUUUUCACAAUGAAAACCUGGUUUUGUGACAAUUUUGUCCCUUGUUAUUAUUGUUUUGCAUAUCUAUUCAUACGACACCUGAGCACUUAAAUGGUGUUCCUGUGUCGUAUGAAUAGAUAUAUUCGCGGGAAUUAAUUGUGGCCACAAAUAAAUAAAAACGAGCAUUUUGUAUCUACAAAAAUCUAUGUAAUCAUACCACAUCUAGCGUUGAAAUUUUGGCUAUUGCUCUACGGAACACUGAUUGUUAAGGCGUUAACUUUAUUUUACGAAAUACUUAUCGAAAUGUUCGUUGAUUUUGAGCGUUAUAGAGACUUUAAUUAUAACAGCUAAAUACUAACAAACGCUGCAUUUUUCAUAUAUAUAUAAGUUAGAGGACAAUAAUUUUGUAUUGAUAAUAUUGUAGGUAUGCACAAUGUAAAUUAACUGUAUAUUUUAUUUGCCAAAAACUAAUUAUUCUCAAAACAACCUUUAAUAGCAUAAACAAGUAUUUAUAAAAGGGUUACAUUAUCAGUAAUGAUGAAAUAUUUUCAAUUAUCAAUUUUUAUUUAGCUUUGAAGAAAUGUAUGUGUCAAUCCACAGAAAUUGCUUUACAUAAGCCUAAAAUUGUCAAAUUGGAAAUUUGUCAUUUAAUAUUUUGAAGUAUAGUAAAAUGUUAUUUUUACUAAACAAACAGUAAUACAGUUAUGUAAAAUGUCUUACCUGAAGAGGAAUAAGAACAGUGUCUGUCACAAUUUAUGAAAACAGAUAUUUCUUUUGCUGCUUUGUGAUUUUGCAUGUCCUGAUAAACUAAGUUUCCUGUCAGGUGUAAAAAUGACAAUAAGACAUGAGAAGUCUAACAGAGUGCAGGAUCACAGAUAAAAGGUCCACAUAACAUUGUCAUAAGGUCUGUGAAUAGAACAACCACGAGACAUUCUCAUAAAGUCUUUGAAAAGCGCUUUUUUAUGUUUGAUUUUCGCGUUGUAUAAUUAUGUAUUUGUGGAUAAAGUAAUAUCAUUAGUUCAGUUAAUAAAAAAAGGACUUGCAAACGUGCUUUGACAAAUAGAAACAGUGUCCAAUGUCCUGACUCAUGUAUGUCAAGUUUUGUAUUUAUGGAUUCUAUUUAAAAGAUGGAUCUUUGUUUAAAAUCGAAAGAUGUGUGUGUUUACAACUGUACAUUUUUAUUGACAGAGUAUUUAUACAGAAAAUAACAUGAACAUAAUGUUUUCAAAUCGUUUUUUUUAUCUUCAGCAUAUCUGUUCGAGACUGUAAAAAUAAGAUAUUUUAUGUAUAAAUACAAUAACCUUUCAUGUCA
Messenger RNA from Dreissena polymorpha, 6457 nucleotides. RefSeq names its product protein FRG1-like. The transcript is spliced from 8 exons. Gene Ontology annotation, cellular component: striated muscle dense body; catalytic step 2 spliceosome; nucleolus. Bases 106 to 894 code for a protein of 262 amino acids. NCBI's taxonomy places the organism in Eukaryota, Metazoa, Mollusca, Bivalvia, Myida, Dreissenidae. The record is from RefSeq and is a predicted model, not a curated record. Gene Ontology annotation, molecular function: actin filament binding.